Macrosteles quadrilineatus (aster leafhopper) is the source of this 2545-nucleotide messenger RNA. RefSeq names its product neuromodulin-like. The record is from RefSeq and is a predicted model, not a curated record. NCBI's taxonomy places the organism in Eukaryota, Metazoa, Arthropoda, Insecta, Hemiptera, Cicadellidae. The transcript has 6 exons. The coding region runs from base 101 to 820 and encodes 239 amino acids.
ACCGCCAUCUUAGAGAGUCUUAUAAACACGGCAGACCGGGAUUUUCACCAUCCAAUUAUUGUAUUAAGUAGAAUAAAUUGUUAGAAUAUAACUUAUAAACAUGUCAGAAAAUAGUGCUGAAGUGAAGAGUGAAAAUUCUGUUGAGAAUGAAAGCCAGCCCCAGGAAGAAAAGCCCACUGGAAGAGGAAAGAGGUCGGCGAGUAAAAGAGUGUCUUUGUUAACGAGGACAGCUCAGGAAGGUGAAGCUAUAUUGAAGGGUAUGGGCCAUAAGGAAGAUGGUGCUACAGAAGGAAGGCGAACUACAAGGAGUUCCUCAAGAGGCUCAACAGGGUCUGCUCAAGCUACGCCUCCUCCUGCCAAGCGAGAAAGAAAAGCUCCAUCAACGGGAAAAGGCUCUCGGCGCGGAAGGCCCAAGAAGGGUGAAGAGCCAGAAGAGGAAAAUGAAGAGGCUGAAGCUGAGAGUAAAUCUGAAAAUAAGGACGACGAGAAAAAAGAGGAAAAGACCGAAAAUGGUAAAGCCGAUGAAGCUGAAAAAAAAGAAAACAACGUGGACGGAACGGAUGGUGGUGGCGAUGCCAAACCAAUGGAGGUAGAUGAGUCGGACAAACCUGCAGUGGCAGAAGGUGACAAGCCUACUGACAACGGACCAGCUGAAGAGCCUAGUUCGCCAGCCAAAACGGAGGAUACUCCUGCAAAGCCUGAGGAGGCUGAAAAACCAGAAGCAGAAACGAAAAAGGAGGAAGAGUCUUCAAAGCCCGAGUCAGGUGGUGAGAAAGCAGAGCCGGACACAAGAGAGGCGCCACCUCCUCAAAGCGAAUAGGAAUGACUGACCUUAAUUUUGUAAAAAAACUACCUGACCAUUGUAGUUGAGAAAAGAUCGUUCAACUCUAAAACUUUCUUUUUCAACAAACCCAGCAACAAUGGCAGAUUUUAGUUGUUAAUUUGUUGAUAACAUUAUUUUAUGAUUACUAACUAAAAUGGGAAAUUAUUGUAUGAUAAAUUAUCUUUUUAAUCGGGCAUCUAAAGUUGAUUUAAUGAUUUUAAAAAUCAAUUAAAUCAAUUCACACUUAGCUGGUCUUCUAAGAAUUAGUAGUUGAUUUAAGUAAAACAAACAAUAACUAUAGGUUUGUUCAUUGAAUUUUUAAGAAUUUUUUAAAGAGAUCUCCGUAUGCAUGCUUGUUAGUUUAGCAACAGUUUUUGAGGUAUGUUUUAAACAUAAGAAUUGAACAUUCUUACUCACGGCUGUCAGUUCAAUGUCAGCUUAUUUAUCAAUGACAUUACCUGUAAUAUAUUUUAAAUCUUUAGAUUAAUUUAUUAGGGUAUUAAGAGUCCUUUGGUUUGGCUCAUUUAAAAGAAUUCAUAUUAAUUGUUCAUUAAUUAUGUAAUUUUUAGUUUUCCAAUUAAACUUUUAAGAGAGAUUUUGUCAUAUAUUUGUGUUUCUUGUUUGGGUGUUUAUUUUUAAUAUGAUGUAAUUAUUGUUCUAAAUAAUUUUAAGUAGUAAGUGUUGACAAAAUAUUUUAAUGGAAAUAGACAUUUAAAUACGUAUUCAUUUGAAGAUUGAAAAUCAACAUGGUGAUUUUAUGGCAGUUUGUUUUACAAAUUUCCUUUCAAUGCCAACUUGUGAAUAUAAUUUGCAUGGAUUGAAAUAACAGGCCUACAUAAUAAAUCUGUGUGUACAAUUAUUUUAAUAUGUCGGAUAAUGUUUGUGAGUACAUAAUUAGAAGAUGUUAAAUGUGUGGCCACUUUUAGACUUAAUUUAACUGUGUUUAAUUUAUGUUUUUUUUUUUUUAUUUGUGUAUGUUAUUGGAAUUUUUGCAUCACAACAUAUUUAUUAAUAACAAAAAAAUCAGUGAUAAACGUUAUUUAUAGACAUGUCUUGUACGUAAGGUUGUGAGGUGUUAUAUAGGUGGCAUUGAAAGGACACGGCUUGGUAAAAAACAUCAGCAUCUCUACUCGCAAAUUAUUGACACGAAAGUACAAAUUAGAUAUGAAAAAGUAAUCUGGUUGAUUUUUACCACUUAUGUGACAGGUUUGUUAUAAAAUAAGCUAUUGGUUUGUGUAAAACCGCUAUUUUUAUGGUCAGUUGUAUGUGUCAUUACUGUUUUAAAAGAAAACCGUUUUCCUAAAAAUAGUUUAAAACUAAGGCGAUGCAUAAUCAUUUUGUACUACAAUGAAUGUAUUGAAAAUAAAUUGUGUGAGUAUCAGUUUGUUGAUUCUUAUUUCUAUGCUUGAGAGUCGCUAGAAUCCACUGAGGGCCUAGUUCAAAACAGAUGUUACCGUUCUCACACUCGUUUCAAUGAAUAAACCUAAUAAAUGUCUAUUUAAAAUUUAAUUUAAUGUGUACUUUUCCAAAUGUAGUUUAAAAUAAUUUAGUGUAGAAAUAUAGAUCAAAUCAAAUUAUUUGAUUAUUUGUACAAAGUUGAAUGAAUUGAAAAGUCAAAUAUAAUUACUUUUAUUUUAUUGUAUUGUGUAGUCUUUGUGAUGGUGUUUGGAUGGACAACACUGUUCUAUGUGUUUGUAUCCUGUAAUAAAUACAUUUUACGAA